AUGUGCGGAUUCUCCAAUGAGGAAAAUAUGUUACGGUUGCGUAAGUGCUUGAAAGGAAGAGCAUUGGAAGCAGUAAGAUGUCGCCUGCUCCACCCAUCGAACGUUGCGGGAGUCCUUUCAACUCUCAAGAUGCUCUAUGGACGACCGGAAGCAAUCGUGCAGGCGGUUAUCAAGAAGAUACGAUCAUUGCCGUCACCGAGCAUAGAGAAGUUGGAGACAGUGGUGAACUUCGCGCUGACAGUUGAGAAUUUGGUCGCUACCAUUCAAGCGUGUGAGGUUAGUGACUUCGUCUACAAUGCAUCGCUGCGAUACGAGUUAGUAGGGAGGUUGCCACCAACGUUGAAGCUGAGCUGGGCCAGGUUCUCAAGGAACAACCCUACUCCGAACCUAUUGGAUUUCAGUACGUGGCUGUACGAGACAGUAGAGGAUGCAAGUGCGGUCGUAGAUACCGUAUUCAGCGAUCAACGGUUUCGCGGUACUAAGCGGGAUGGCUUCUUGAAUGUUCAUUCGGAAAUAGACUCUAAGGAUUCGAAGCCAGCCAACUCUCCACAGAAACCAACCAUCGUUGACACCAAGAAGUGCGUGGCGUGCAAAGGGGAUUGUACGAUGCUGGCCAAGUGCAAACAGUUCGUAGACCUAAGCUACGAUUCGAAGUGGGCGACAGUAAGAGCUUACAAACUUUGUCGCAAAUGCCUGCGUAAACACAACGGGUCAUGUAGACAAGAAAAACCAUGCGGAACGAAUGGCUGUACAUAUCUGCACCAUCCUCUGCUUCACGGUUACGGAAACCCUCGAUCUGGUGAAUCUCCUACAGCAGCCGCUGUUUACGAGAAGAGUUGCAACGUGCACCAAGUGCAGUCGGAGAUCUUGUUCAGAGUAGUUCCGGUCAUUUUAUACGGCCCAUCGAAGGCAAUUCGAACCUACGCAUUCCUGGACGACGGCUCAGAACUCACGCUUCUAGAACAGAGUUUAGCAGACGAGCUCGGGUUAAGGGGACCAAAGAAUCCACUGUGCCUGAAGUGGACAGGCGAAACCACCAAGAUCGAAAACAGAUCACAAAACGUUAGUCUUCAAAUCUCCAGUGUAACGAACCCGAUCAAGAGGUAUGAUCUCUCCAGUGUACGAACGAUCAGAAAUUUGCAGAUCCGACCACAGACUCUCCUUACCUCGGAGUUGCAACAGAGAUACCAGCACCUCAUGGGACUACCGAUUGAGUCGUAUAACGAGGCCAAUCCGCGAAUCCUAAUCGGCUUGGAUAAUGCCACUCUCGGAUAUGCAAUGAAGAGUCGCGAAGGACAGUCAAAUGAGCCGAUUGCAAUCAAAACACGUCUCGGCUGGAUUGUUUUCGGCAGUUGUGUGGGAGAGAAGAAUGCAGGGCACUACGUAAACUAUCAUGCGCUACAGAUUUGCCAGUGCAACAGAGAGACCGGUGAAGAUCUUCACGAACUCGUCAAAGGUUAUUUUGCCCUCGACAGCUUGGGCAUCUCUAAGCAAAGUAAACUACUUCUGUCACACGAGGACCAACGAGCACAGUCAAUGCUGGAAUCACUCACUCGGCCCGUAGACAGCCGUUUUGAAUCCGGGCUUCUAUGGAAGUACGAUUCGGUCCGACUUCCGGAUAGUGCAGCGAUGGCACUGCGAAGAUGGCGAUGCCUAGAUAACCGCAUGAAGAAGGAUCCACUUCUGGCGGGCGAAUUGAACGCGAAAAUUCAGGAUCAUAUCAACAAAGGCUACAUUCGCAAGUUGUCCGCGGAAGAGCUGGAAGUAAACCGCCCACGAGUUUGGUACCUUCCGAUAUUUCCAAUCGUCAAUCCGAACAAGCCGGGCAAAACGAGACUCGUAUGGGAUGCAGCUGCCACCGCCUUUGGAGUUUCACUCAACUCAGUUCUGUUAACAGGCCCAGACCAACUGACAUCUCUUCUGUCUGUGCUGAUCCAGUUCCGGGAGUUUCGGACAGCGGUAUGCGGCGACAUCCGUGAGAUGUACCACCAAGUAAGGAUGCGGGAGGACGACCAGCAUUGCCAACGCUUCUUCUGGAAGGCCUGCGAGACAGAUAUCGACCCUAGUGUCUACGUAGUGCAGGUAAUGACGUUCGGCGCAUGCUGCUCGCCGAGUACGGCACAAUACGUAAAAAAUUACAAUGCAAAGAGAUUCGAACAAGAACACCCAGAAGCAGUUCACGCAAUCGUAAAGCAACACUACGUUGACGAUAUGCUUCUGAGUGUGGAAUCUGAGGAGGAAGCAAUACAAGUGGUUCGAGAAGUACAGACAGUGCACAGGUCAGCAGGCUUCGAAAUGCGGAACUGGAUCUCCAACUCACCCAGAGUUGUGGCAGCUAUGAGCGAAACAGGCUCCGAUGAGAAAAGCCUCAGUAUCGGCGACAAACACGUGUCAGAACGGGUUCUCGGAAUGUGGUGGAACACCUCAACAGACUGCUUCACAUAUAAAAUGUCACCGCGGUACGAGCAGCUACUGAUCAGUGGGCAGCGACGACCGACAAAACGCGAAGUGCUUCGUACGUUAAUGAUGAUAUUCGAUCCCUUAGGAUUCAUAGCACACUUCCUAAUGCAACUAAAAUCCUUGCUGCAAGAAAUCUGGAGAACUUCAGUCGGCUGGGAUGACCCCAUCGAUGAGUCGUUGUUUCAAAAGUGGUUGUCAUGGCUGACAGUGUUGCCGCAGGUAUCGUCUAUCGAAAUACCUCGAUGCUACCGAACACUCACAUCCGCGACAGACGGAACGGUGGUACAACUGCACACGUUCGUCGACGCAAGCGAGAACGGUUUCGCAGCUGCAGUGUAUUUGCGUUUUCAGGAAGGAGAAACCAUCGAAUGCAGACUGGCCGGAGCAAAGACGAGAGUCGCGCCGCUAAAGUUUCUCUCCAUUCCGAAGUCCGAACUGCAAGCCGCUGUGAUAGGCGUGAAAUUAGCGGGAACCAUUGCCAAAUCGCUAUCUGUCAAAAUCAAUCAACGUUUCUUCUGGACUGACUCCAGAGAUGUCCUCUGCUGGCUCAACUCGGAUCACCGUCGGUAUAGCCAAUUCGUGGCCUUCCGUGUUAGCGAGAUCCUGGAAACGACGAACGUCAACGAAUGGCAGUGGGUGCCAACGAAGCUGAACGUGGCAGACGAGGGAACCAAAUGGACACGAGCUCCAGAUAUGACUGCCUCUAGUCGAUGGUUUUGCGGUCCCAAUUUUCUCUGGCAACCGAAGAAAGCAUGGCCUGUUUCCCCGCACUCAUUUGGAUCGACUAAAGAGGAGUUACGGCCUCAUCUUCUGCUUCAUACCAUGCCGUUGGACCCAGUGGUUCAGCCACAUGAUUUCUCGGAAUGGUCUUCUCUACUGCGCCGAAUGGCUUAUGUGACCCGUUUCGUGGACAACCUGAGGCAAGCUAAGAUGAAAAAACCAAGACAGAGUGGCCCUCUGACUCGUGACGAGCUAAGAAAAGCGGAAAAUUACCUGUUUCGUCUUGCACAGCGCAGUGCGUAUCCCGAUGAGAUAGCAGUCCUGAAUGAACCGUUAUCAACCACCCAGCAACGCAAGUUUAUAAAAAACAACAGUUCGCUAAGCAAGAUGCGCGCCUUUCUUGACAAGAACGGCGUUCUAAGGGCCCGCGGCCGAACCCAAGAAUGUAAAUUCACAGAUUACGACGCCGCUAAUCCGGUUAUUCUUCCACGGAAUCACCACAUCACUAGGCUUAUCGUGUCCAACGCACACAAGCAGUUUAACCACCAGAACCAUGAGACGAUCAUCAACGAGCUUCGCCAGCGAUUCCGCAGUCCACGUCUGAAGGCAACGUACCGUGCGAUCCGGAAAGAGUGCCAACAGUGUAAAAAUAACCAGGCUGCCCCGCAACCACCUGCGAUGGCCGAUCUACCACUCGCUCGCCUGGCUGCCUUUGCUCGACCAUUUACGUACAUGGGGAUAGACUAUUUUGGCCCAAUGACGGUAUCCGUCGGACGACGCACAGAGAAACGUUGA
Topomyia yanbarensis is the source of this 3975-nucleotide messenger RNA. RefSeq lists its product as uncharacterized. The record is from RefSeq and is a predicted model, not a curated record. Lineage: Eukaryota; Metazoa; Arthropoda; Insecta; Diptera; Culicidae. The transcript has a single exon. Bases 1 to 3975 code for a protein of 1324 amino acids.